Molecule: messenger RNA, 2851 nt
Organism: Paramormyrops kingsleyae
Lineage: Eukaryota; Metazoa; Chordata; Actinopteri; Osteoglossiformes; Mormyridae
Source: RefSeq, a predicted model, not a curated record
UAAUGUAGAAAGUUCCGUUGCCACUGAAUCUUUUACUUCUUGUGCACCCUCUGAUCAUUCUGAUGAUGAGCCAGAAGAGACUCUUGCUGUUGAUGAAUCCCUCUUUCUGCGAAAUAUCACACUCUUCUAUCUUAAACUUCAGGCUAAACUACUGUUACCUGCUACUACAAUACAGACUAUUAUUGAGGGAUAUCAAGAUGUCCAUGAUAUUAGUCUGACAAAUUUGAUUAAUAACUUAAGUGACAAACUGACUGUCCUUGGAGUCCCAGACACCACAAUCAAUGACAUUAUGGUGGAACUCAGAAAAGAAGAUCUUCUCACUGCCUGUAACAGUGGGCCUUUGAGCACAGACCAGAAAAGAAAGACCGCUUUUAAAAAAUAUUUUAAUUAUGUUGAGCCUGUGCCUCUGUUGUUAGGUACCGAUGAUAAAGGUAGGGAAUCAUUUGCCCAGUAUGUACCUGUUCAAGAAACAUUGGCUACACUUUUUAAAAGCAAAUCUAUUCAAGAACAGUAUGCAGCAACACGUUCCCAGCCAUCAUCAGAGGGUCUUUUCCAGGACAUUAAGGAUGGGAAGGGAGCUCAGUGCAACCCUUUAUUUAAAAUGGAGCCAUCCUCGCUUGGUCUGAUACUCUAUCAGGAUGCGUUCGAAGUUGUCAAUCCACUUGGCUCUUCAAAAAAGAAACAUAAGAUUGUAGCAGUUUAUCUAACUCUGACAGAUAUUUUGCCUCAUAACAGAUCCACCACAGAUCAAAUGCAACUUGUUCUCUUGUGCAACGAGCAGGCAUUUAAAUAUUUUGGGAUAGACAAGGUAUUUGAGCCUCUCAUAAAAGACCUGAAAGCUCUUGAGGAGACUGGUGUUGUAAUAGGUGAUGGGCAAAUUGUCAAAGGUCGACUGUGUGCUAUCUCAGGUGACAAUUUAGGGUCUCACAGUAUCGGCGGUUUUGUUGAGAACUUUAGUAAGAGCCAUUACUUCUGCAGAUACUGUGAUUUAGAUAGAACUACUUUUCAGAACUCGCCACUAUUGUGUGGCAACACACGAACAGAACAGUCCUAUCGGAAUCAUCUGCAGGAAUUAGGCACCAGUGGAAGAAAUUCUGAGGUCGGCAUUAAAUCAGACUCUCCUUUUAACCAACUAUCCUUCUUUCACGUUUGCCAGCCUGGACUGCCCCCAUGUCUUGGGCAUGACCUGUUUGAAGGCAUUGUUUCGAGUGACCUUGCUUUGUUUAUUGGUUAUCUAGUUAAGAAUAAACAUUUUAGUUAUCUACAUCUCAACAGGUGCAUAGAUCAAUUCAAGUAUCAGGGGAGUGAUGCCCACGACAAACCAGCUGAUGUUUCACCAGGUAGCAAUAAACUUACUGGACAUGCCGCCCAGAACUGGUGUCUCCUUCGUUUGCUACCCCUACUGGUGGGAGAUAGGAUUAAGAAUCCAUGUGACGAUGCAGUUUGGCAACUUCUGCUGCAGCUUAGAGAAAUUGUAGAACUCAUUUGUGCACCAGCAAUCACAACAGAUCAGGUCGCUUAUCUUAAAAUACUCAUUGAGGACUACAUAUACUUUCGAAGACAGCUCUUUCCUGAUCAGUCCCUGAAGCCCAAACACCACUAUUUGCUUCAUUAUCCACAGCUCAUUACAGAGUUUGGCCCCCUAAUUCGCCUUUGGACUCUCAGGUUUGAGAGUAAGCACUCUUUCUUCAAGAGAUGUGCUAGAAAGUUGCACAAUUUCAAAAACAUCUGCAAGACAGUUGCCGAGCGACACCAGCUCUUCCAAGCCUAUUUGAGUGCCGGUGAAAUGUUCCAGCCAAGUGUGUUAUUUGAUAAGGGCACAGCAUUCUACGUAAAUGACUACAGUGACAAAAUCAGAAAGGCUGUGGUUGGUUUGAAUUUGGAAUUUAUAGAUACAGUAGCAUCUCAUGUAGUGACAGUGAAGGGCACUUCAUACAAAAAGGGCAUGUAUAUCUUGUUGGGGAAAACUGAAGAAGAAUUGGAGGUUGGCAAGAUAGAGCUGGUCAUUGUUCACCAUGGUUCUGUGUUCUUCAUCUCAGAAAAAUAUUUGUUUGUGAAAUUGAGUGACAUUGGGGUCUAUUGCGUAUUAGGGACAGCCCAAGAGGAGUUUGUUUGUGUGAGGCAUGAGGAUCUGCUUGAUUAUUAUCCUUUGCCAGCUUAUGAGAUGUGUGGUAUGCCAAUAAUCUCCCUCCAUCACUCGUUUGCAGAAACCUACUAAUACAAUGACUGCUGCAUCAGAGGAGAUCAGCAAGGCUGUCUUGGCUGCUCUUCCAGGGCUCCCCUCAGAUACCUUGGCAUCCUUGAUGACAGGCCUGGAGAGCCUUGGCGUGCAGAGCAGGGAGGACCUCUGCUAUUUGAAGGAAGAUGAUCUUCUGACCUACCUUCGUCCAGUCCAGUGCAGAAGGCUCAUUUGUGCCUUUACACCAAAAGGUUCUGUUAAUAUCUCCCAGGAGAGAGAGAUUCAGUUACACUAAAUAGAACAAAAGGUGGUACCAAAAGAAAAAGUGGUCACUGUUUAAAAUCCCUCUUCAGCCCCAUUUCUCCCUGGAAGUCCAGAUCCCUCCUCUGCCCUGUUUCCUCCUGGAAGUCGGGAAACCUCCUCAACACUGUGUUGCCCAGAUACACCCAGAACAUUCAACACCAGAGGACAACUUCUGCCAUCACCACACACACCAUGGCCCGUAAAUUUUAAAAUAAACUGGGAGAAAAUGCCGUCAGAGAUACAGUCAGCUAUCGCAAAUUCAACAAGACCAAAUCCAGCAGCGAGAAGAGCGAUGAUCAGAAGUGUUGUUGAUCAGAUGAGAGAGCACAAUGCAAACCCUAAAAGAGGGAUCUGUGCGCAGGUUGCCAA